This is a messenger RNA of Salvelinus fontinalis (brook trout), 8830 nucleotides long. RefSeq names its product signal-induced proliferation-associated 1-like protein 1. The transcript is spliced from 26 exons. Lineage: Eukaryota; Metazoa; Chordata; Actinopteri; Salmoniformes; Salmonidae. Gene Ontology annotation, molecular function: protein binding; GTPase activator activity. Gene Ontology annotation, biological process: regulation of small GTPase mediated signal transduction; activation of GTPase activity. The record is from RefSeq and is a predicted model, not a curated record. Bases 559 to 6120 code for a protein of 1853 amino acids. Gene Ontology annotation, cellular component: cytoplasm.
GUGUUUGAUUGAGUUGCAGUGACCUCAUCCCUCCAGCAGCUGCUGCGACGAGGAGCUGUUUUCCUGCAACUUUGUAUGAACUUCGAAGUUGAACAAUCGCAAAAGGAAGCAGACACUUGGAGUAAGCGGAACAUCGCACAAGAAAAUACAAUAAUACUAUUUUUUGACGUUUUCGUGGUGAAAAUCUAAAAAGUCGACUCGCACUUUAUUUUUCGUGGCCAAACAUUGUGAUAGCAGUUUUCCCUGGAAUCUGUGUCUUAGAACGGCGGAGGUGGGGAGAAGAAAGAUCAUCCUGAGAGACGUUGACACACACAGGACAGGAGAAUGUACCAGACACUGAUGCCUUUUAGUCCACCGUGCCCACCAGAGACCGAAGCAGCAUGCAGACCUGAGGAGAACCAGCACUAGCUGCAACGUUCUGUCCACCCUCCUCCAGUCCUCCCAGCCACCAAUGCUCUGUGAGGCUCUCUAUCCUCUCCUCUCCCUGGGCAUAAUGCUCCAUCUCUACUGCUGAGCUCCACCUUACCCCCUAACCUUACCCCCUAACCUUACCCCACCAUGACCAGUCUGAAGCGGUCUCAGACGGAGCGUUCGGUGGGCGGCUCGGUACCUGCCUCUGAUGAAUUCUACACUCGACGUCUGCGUCUCCCCAACGGUGGCGCCCCCCCACCCCGCUCCGAAAGCGCCCACCUCACCUCCUCUUCCUCGUCCGGCUCCUCUUCAUCCUCCACCCCGGGGGUUCCCAAGAUGGGGGUCAGGGCCCGCGUGGCAGACUGGCCCCCCAAAAGGGACGGAACGGGUGGAGUGUGGCACAUCACCGUAGAUACGGACUCUCCAAGUUCUACCAUGUCAUCUUCUGGUGGCGGAGAACGCGGGUCGGGCGGAGAACGCGGGUCGGGCGGAGAACGCGGGUCGGGCGGAGAACGCGGGUCGGGCGGAGAACGCGGGUCGGGCGGAGAAAGAGAACGAGAGCGUAGCUCUGGGUCGGGUUCAGGCUCGACGCCCACGGCCCAUAGCAGCAUGUCAGCUAAACUGGGGCACCUGAUCAGCCCUCAGGACUCGUCGAUGCUCCGGAACAUCCACAACACCCUGAAGAGCAAGAUGCACCACGGCAGACAUCACAGCAAAGACAACCGCUACCUGUCGCCAGACGGCUACCAGGGCUCGCCGCGUAAAGGCAUGCGUCGUAUCCGCCAGCGAUCCAACAGUGACAUCACUAUCUCUGAGCUGGAGGGUGACGGGGGCGAGGGCUGGUCCUUCUCUGGCUGGACGCCCAUGCACCGAGAGUACGGCAGUACGUCCUCCAUAGACAAACAUACAGGCUCAGAGGAGAGCUUCUUCGAUAUGCUCAAGGGUUAUACAUCCCAGGAUGCACCAGACCAGCGCAGCCCGGCACCGGACAGACUCGGGGAGCUGCUGACGGUCGCCCCGCACAAACAGGCUGCCUUAGAUCUGCCUGAUGGACCCCUGGGUACUGCCAGAGGUAGCCCCGCCAGUCGCCUGAAGGAAAGGGAGAAACAACUCAAAAGGAGAUCCAAGUCGGAGACGGGCGGGGAGUCCAUCUUCCGGAAGCUUCGUAGUGUCAAGGCCGAGGGCGACUCGUCCCGUGCCGGAUCAGACGUAGAAGACGGGGGGCGGGAGGACGGUAACAGCCCCAAACCCUGGAUCUGUCAGAAGGGCUUCGCCCACUUUGACGUGCAGAGUAUCCUCUUCGACCUCAACGAGGCCAUCCAGGGACGACAGUCCGGCGGGAAACGCAAGAACACCACCACAGGAGCUUCGGCUGCCGCCGCCGCCUCGGCCUCUGCCGCUUCCUCCCUCUCGUCCAAUCAGAGCGGAGUAUACGGUGGGGGCGGGUCUCCGUGCGGGUCGCAGGAGGAGCUAAGUGGGAAGGAGGGGUGUCCAGGUACAGGAGGGGGACAUGGCACUAACCCUGCCCUGGAUCCUGGCGAUGACCAGAGCAAUGAAUUGUUGCUGAACUGUCCCUGUUUCAGGAGGGAACUGGGAGGAGAGGGAGAAAGGAACAUCCGCCCAUCUAAACAGCAGGGGAGUAUAGGCAGUGGAGGGAGCUCUGGGGGGGGAGGUGGCUCAGAGGAGGGGCCCCUGGAGACCACUCUCCCCCACUUCACCAAUGCCGGGGUGGCCGUGCUGGAGGCCCCGAAAGAUGGACAGGGAAAACACGCCGACAGGGCCAAACGAUCUGUAGAACACUGUGACCUGGGGGCUUACUACUACAGGAAGUACUUCUAUCUGAGAGAGCAUUGGAACUACCUGGGUGUAGAUGAGACUCUGGGUCCAGUAGCAGUGAGUCUGAGGAGAGAGAAGCUGGAGGAACACAAGGAGCAUGGACAGCAGUACACCUACAGAGUCAUCUUCAGAACCAGCGAGCUCACCACCCUGCGUGGAUCCAUUCUGGAGGAUGCUGUGCCCUCCACCUCGAAGCACGGCCUGGCUCGGGGUCUACCCCUCAAAGAGGUGCUAGAUUACCUGGUUCCAGAGCUGAACGCCCACUGUCUCAGACUGGCUCUCAACACACCUAAAGUCACAGAGCAGCUGAUGAAGCUGGACGAACAGGGGUUGAGUUUCCAGUUGAAGGUGGGGGUGAUGUACUGUGCGGCGGGACAGAGCAGUGAAGAGGAUAUGUAUAAUAAUGAUUCAGCGGGUCCUGCUCUGGAGGAGUUCCUACAGCUGCUGGGGGAGAGGGUCCGACUGAAGGGAUUCACCAAGUACCGAGCCCAGCUGGACACUAAGACUGACUCCACAGGAACCCACUCCCUGUACACCACCUAUAAGGACUACGAGGUGAUGUUCCAUGUCUCCACCAUGCUGCCCUACACACCCAACAACAAACAACAGCUCCUGAGGAAGCGUCACAUAGGAAAUGACAUAGUGACCAUCGUAUUCCAGGAGCCGGGGGCUCAGCCCUUCACCCCCAAGAACAUACGCUCUCACUUCCAACACGUGUUCGUAGUGGUGAGAGCACAGCAACCCUGCUCUGACAACACCAGCUACAGUGUGGCGGUCACUCGUUCUCGUGACGUCCCGUCCUUCGGCCCUCCCAUCCCAGAGGGUGUGUCCUUCCCCAAGUCCUCCGCGUUCCGGGACUUCCUAUUGGCCAAGGUCAUCAACGCAGAGAAUGCCGCCCACAAAUCUCUCAAGUUCCGCGCCAUGGCGACGCGGACACGUCAGGAGUACCUCAGAGAACUGGCGGAGCGCAACACCACGUCGACCCCCAUCGACCCGUCCGGGAAAUUCCCCUUCAUCUCAUUGGCUCACAAGAAGAAGGAGAAGAGUCGUCCGUACGCGGGGGCGGAACUUCGGAGCCUCGGCGCCGUCACGUGGGCUGUCCACGCCGAGGAUCAUGGAGCGGGAGGAGAGCUCGAAGCGCUAUUGGCUAUCUCCAACGACUUCCUCAUCCUAUUGGAUCAGGAGGCCAAGGCCGUGGUGUUUAACUGUGCUACUAAGGACGUGAUUGGCUGGACGCUGGGGAGUCCGGCCUCCAUGAGGAUCUUCUAUGAGAGAGGGGAGAGUGUGUCGCUGAGGUCUGUUAGUAACAACACAGAGGACUUCAGAGAGGUGGUGAAACGACUGGAGUACCUGACUAAGGGUUGUGAGACGUCUGAGAUGACGCUACGUCGUAACGGGCUGGGCCAGCUGGGUUUCCAUGUCAACUACGAGGGCAUCGUGGCAGAGGUGGAGUCGUACGGAUACGCCUGGCAGGCCGGGCUGAGGCAGGGCAGCCGAUUGGUCGAAAUCUGCAAGGUUGCCGUGGCGACUCUGACCCACGAGCAGAUGAUCGACCUGCUGAGGACGUCGGUCACUGUCAGGGUGGUCAUCAUCCCCCCGCACGAAGACGCUACGCCACGCAGAGGUUGCUCUGAGCUCUACCGUAUCCCGGUGGUUGAGUAUAAGGGGAGUGGUGAGAGUGGUUCGUUUGACUACAAGUUCCCGUUCCGCAACAAAGACAACAAGUGGCAGAGAACCUCCAGUAGCCCCCAGCAGUCCCUGACGGCCUCCCCCCAGCCGCACACCCCCAACCGGGCCAUCAGCCUGGGGAGCUCUGGGGGGAAGACCCUGUCUGCUGAACGCCCAGAGAGAAACGCAGCUAUACCACGCAGUGUUAGUAGUGAUGGACGGCCACUGGAUACCAAGAGAAUGUCUCCGGGCAGUGAGAACUAUGCUCUGGUCUCCUCUCUGGCUCUGGGCCGUUCUCCUCACAACCGCUCUUCCUCCUCCAACGUCUCCUGCUCCACUGACACCUCGCAGCACUGGAAGAGUCAGAAGUCCAUGCCUGAGGGGUUUGGAGAACACAGACAACACUCCCCUCUGUCUACAGAGCGACAGGUGGUAGGAGAAGGCGGGGCUAGUGGCAAGUCCACACCUAAUUGGCCGAGAGUGGAGGAAGGGGGCGGACCCGACAGAGGUUCUACAGAAGCUCCUGUGUCUUGUCCUGGGUACACCGGCGCGCCACGCAUCCAGAGGCAGGAGCAGGUCAUCCACCACUCCCCCAAGAAGAGCUCCCAGCCUGAGGGUCCUUCACCCUCCCAGCCUGAGGGUCCCUACUCCAGCAGUAACACCCUGUCCAGCACGGCCUCGAGCGGGGGCCACAGCGACACCGACAAGUGGUUCGACCUGGGGGUCCCCGGGGGACCAGGAGAGGCCCCUGACUCUGAACCCAACGGCCUGGGAGGGGGGUGCCUCCAGGGGGCCUCGGCCGACAGCGGGAUAGACACCUCAUCCUAUGGAGGAGGGGGUGGGGGCCACUCACACCCCCACCAGGAGAGUUCCAGUUCCCUCUUGGCUCCUGGGGGUAGAGAGGGGAGGGAUAGAGCUCCGUCCCCCUGGCAUAGCCCCACUGAGGGGUGCAGGAGGGUCCUGGAGAGGUCCUCCCCAGCCGCAGAGAGCUCACAACCCCCAGGGGAGAGGGGAGAAGGGAAGGCUAGGACUCCUCCUACACGCCUACUGGUUAGAGAUGGCAGCUCCUACAGUCUGAGUGAUGCAGGAUCGCACUCCAGUUCCAGAGGCCACUCCCCCCGUGAGGACUCGUCUUCCUCAGCCACCUCCCCUUGCUCCCAGACGUCGGUCUCUCCCGGCCCCAAGACCUUCUACCCCCGUCAGGGAGCCACCUCCAAGUACCUCAUCGGCUGGAGGAAGCCAGGAUCCACCAUCAACUCUGUCGACUUCGGAGACAACCGCAAGAAGUCUCCAGGGGAGGGAGGAAGUGGAGGAGAGGGGAGUGGCGGCGGAGGACGAGGGGGUCAGGAUGGGGGUCACAGCAGACCCCAUCACGCCCUCCAGCCACACCUCGCCCACGCUAAGACCACCGCGGAGGACGAUAUGAAGAGACUGAGUCCAGACAGCCCUCCCAAACACAGACGACACAAGGUCAAGGACAAGUCCUCAUCCUCAGGCCAGCCCCCUACCCGUCCGUCUCUCCACCGCACCCUGUCUGAUGAGAGUAUCUACCGGGGCCAGCGUGUCCCCUCUCUGAGGCUGGGUGACCUAGAACCAGACCCCACCCUGGGUAGUGACGUGUUAUUCAGCUGCUCCACGUUGCCACGCUCUCCCACCACCCGCGGGGUGCCCCUCAGACGACCCUCGUACAAACUGGGGAUCAAACUACACGGGGAUCUGUCUGCGUCUGACACGUCAUUGGCUGAGAUGGUUGAGCGACAGCGCCACCCCCUUCCCCAGGAGCUGAUGCCCCUCCCCCCUUCUGAGAGCAGGGACAGCCCCCUGGACUGGACCCACCUGGUGGAUGUGGCCAAUACCUUCGAAAUCCAGAGAGGGUUUGUGUUCAGUGAUUCUAACCACAGAGGUAGUGGAGCCUCCAGCCCUCACCAGUCACAGCCCAGCCUGGACCUCCAGCCUGCUCCUCUGUCCAGACCUUCAUCGAGUGAGGGUCCAGCAGGUCUGGAGAGGAAUGUGACCAAGCUGGAAGCCGUGGUCAAGAUGCUACAGGAUGACCUGAAGAAGGAGCGUGAGGAGAAGCAGCGUCUCCAUCUGCAGAUCAAAAGGCUCUGGGAGGAUAACCAGCGGCUGCAGGAGGAGUCCCAGAGCUCUGCUGCCAAACUCAAAAAGUUCACAGAGUGGGUCUUCAACACCAUCGACAUGAACUGAGAGACAGAGGAGGAGGAGAGGGUGAUGAUGAGGAGGAGGGUUCUACCACAUUGACCAGAAGAGGAGGGGGAGGAAAAUGAGAAAGGAGAAGAGUAACUGGAAAGAGAGAGGACCAGUAUCAACCCCAAAAACAUUCCCCUUCUCCCUUGCACAAACUGAAGUACUGAUUCCACUCUCCAUGCCUCUUCCUUGUCCCCGGAAGUUUUUAUUUCACUCUCUGAAGUUCCUCUCUCAACUACCCACUGAAACUCAGGAUUAGCUAGAAGGACAGUCUUAUUUUGUUAAAUAAUGAAGGAUUACUUUCAUACUGUGGGAUUUGAAGGGGAGCUGUGUGUGUGUGUAAUUGUGAUGGGCUCUCGGUACUGCCAAGAAAUACUGGAGCUCAGAAGACUAGAGCAUUGUCCUCCUCUCCUCCCCCACUGUCUGAGCUGACUUCACUCUGGGGGUGGUAGGAAGACUCAGACAUAAAGAGAGACUUGUGUUUUACCCCAAUAGCCAGCCUCUCAGUGGCUGUACAGUACAUCUCUUCAGCUAAGGCUUCAAAGCACAUAAGAGCACAGAGUAACUGUAACAGCGUAACUGUAACUGCCCCAUGUGGAAACCGUGGAAUCUCAUCUCAUUUCCCUGUCUCCACUUUUCCUCCUCUGCAAAUCUGACUUGUCUGAUGCUACCUCUGUCUACACUACCCCAACAAACAGGUAGACAGAUGGACCGAGGGAAGAGGCAGACCGAGGGAAGAGGAAGACAGGUAGACAGACAGGCAGACAGGUAGACAGACAGGCAGACAGGUAGGCAGACAGACAGGCAGACAGGUAGGCAGACAGGUAGACAGACAGGCAGGUAGACAGGCAAACAGGUAGACAGGCAAACAGGUAGACAGACAGGCAGACAGGUAGACAGACAGGCAGACAGGUAGGCAGACAGGUAGACAGACAGGCAGGUAGACAGGCAAACAGGUAGACAGGCAGGUGGACAGGCAAACAGGCAAACAGGUAGACAGACAGGCAAACAGGUAGACAGACAGGCAAACAGGUAGACAGACAGGCAAACAGGUAGACAGACAGGCAAACAGGUAGACAGACAGGCAAACAGGUAGACAGACAGGCAAACAGGUAGACAGGCAGACAGGUAGACAGACAGGCAAACAGGUAGACAGACAGGUAGACAGGCAGACAGACAGGUAGACCGAGGGAAGAGGCAGACAGGUAGACAGACAGGCAAACAGGUAGACAGACAGGUAGACAGGCAUGCAGACAGGUAGACAGGCAUUCAGGCAUGUAGACAGGCAGACAGGUAAACAGGUAGACAGGCAGGUAGACAGAUGGACUGAGGUAUGAGGCAGACAGGUAGACAGCGGGAGGGAAAAGACAGACAGCCCUGUGUUGCCAGCUGGUUUUCUGUGCAUUCAUAUUCCUCAAUCUACAGGGAACACAGAUCUGUAUGUCUGUAGGAACAAACACCUAGAGAGAAUGAACACCUGUCCGUAUCUCUCCUGUACAUAUCAACUAGCUCUCUGUGGUUUACUGUACAGUCUGCAUUCAGACCAUCAACACGUUGUACUGGUUUGGACCGGGCCAUUGAGAGGUACAUGGACUCACUGGGCUACAUCUGAAGGAGAACUUAACACGAGGCAGGGUGGUUUUGGUUGACAGACAUUCCUCUAUACUUCUCCCGUAGUGCCCCUUACUAGUCUGGUUGGCCUGUAGUGUGUCACGACCAAGCCUAUAUAGCUGACAUACACAAGGCUACCAUACACACACUCUUACACCACAACCAUACACACACUCUUACCCCACAACCAUACACACACUCUUACUCCACAACCAUACACACACUCUUACUCCACAACCAUACACACCCUCUUACUCCACAACCAUACACACACUCUUACUCCACAACCAUACACACACUCUUACCCCACAACCAUACACACACUCUUACCCCACAACCAUACACACACUCUUACCCCACAACCACGCCUCCACUGAAACUUCUGCCAUUUUGAAUCCUACAACUAAUUACAGAUGCUUGUGACACUUUGACCAAACCGGACAGCAAAACUUCAUUCCAGCACCGCUUCAAAACAAAAAAGCUAUCAUUAUCAAGGACUCCAUGAUCACAUGACAUGGGUGAAAUCAGGAGCAUAUUGGUGAUUAGGACUGUGUGGGUCUUAAAAGCAAUAGCAAGGAGGACAACCAAACUCCCUAUUCGUCUCAGUGGAAAGAUCUGAAUUCAGACAUGGGGACCGUAAGGUUUGAGGCGGCCAUCUUAAAGGAAAAUUCCACCCAAAAUGCAGCUUCAUAAAAUGCAUCAUGACGGCUGUAUUUCUUUAUUUUGCUAAAUUUCUAUAUCUUGGAAAACUUGAUUGCUGACAUGCAAAAGAUUUUGGGAAUGUAUCAACAGUGGACUAAUGAAACAAAUACCGCAAGAGUUUUUUUGGGGGUGGAAUUUUCCUUUAACUUUUCUAAAAGCAAUGGGACGUCCUCUGCCUUUGGUAACUAUGCGCUGAAGAGAAGGAGAGAAAUGAAGGAAGACAGAUGUCUUUUCUUUCACCCCACCAUCUCAAGGAAUGUUAAUUCUGUUAAAACUUUUAAAAUUCCUGAUCGACGAAUCAUUUUAAUCGGGGGGAGGGGGGACAUUUUCGGAUGUAUUUAUGUCUUUGUACAUUAUAAAAUGAAUAAAUAAGUUGUUUUUGUUGCGUACAGUGUAA